Pseudonaja textilis is the source of this 1089-nucleotide messenger RNA. It is a transcript of the gene RAD51AP2, whose product is annotated as RAD51 associated protein 2. Gene Ontology annotation, cellular component: protein-containing complex. Lineage: Eukaryota; Metazoa; Chordata; Lepidosauria; Squamata; Elapidae. The record is from RefSeq and is a predicted model, not a curated record.
AUGGAAGACUCUAGUUUAAAAACAGUUUUACCUACACCAGAAGAAACAGAAGAACCGUAUUCAAAGAAAUUUAAAAUUGAUAGCAAUCAAGUGAUCUUUGAGAGGGGGCAACAGCAAUUAUUUGAAAUAUGCAAUGAAGAUAACAAAUCAGGAAAUCAGUUUCUGUGUUUUCCUAAAACAUGGAAUUUUAGUCAACUUAAUUUGGAGUUACGAGAGAAAAGCAGUACAAUUUUAAAAAACAGUGUAAGACAACAUGCAAAUUUCAAGAUGUUUAUGAAUGCCAAAUUACAAUCCAGAUUGUUAGAAAAUAUUCCGUACAUUGGAAAAUGGCCUUCUAAUAGUUGUACUACACUUAGGAAUGGUAGUAGUUGCAAGUUAAACAAAAAUAAUUCAGAUUUCAUACAACUUGAAUCUUUGGUCUCAUAUGCAAAAGAAAGUGAAACGGCAACAAAGACUGCUAAUAUGUCAAAGACAAAUGAAUGGCCAACAAGAGGUUGUGAAGAUUCAGGAGAAGAGCAUUUUUCUUCAGAAACUAACAGAAGAGAUCAAUUUGAGUUAGUACUGGAAGAGCUUCGUAUGUUCAAUGAAAUUAGUAAGGCAAAUGAAAAUAGCCUGUCACAAACAGAAAUAAAUAUCCUUGAGAAAGAAUCUCAUGUACUAAAUUGUUCUGACAACAUACCAGAUCAAGUUAACAGAAAUAUCAAUCCAGUCAUUUCCACAACUGAUAUUACUAUGAGUUGCACAUCCGGGGUAAAGCAAAACAGCUAUACAAAAAGUUCAUUUCACCAGAACAUACAAUUUGGAGAGCAAGAGACAACCCACAACUACAGUUCAAAUCUGUCAGGUGAAGAAUUGUUCUGUUCAUCUUCUGAAAAACGUGCUCAUUGUAAACAAUCUUUCUCUUGGAACCCUGCAUUCGUAUCUCAAACAUUCACAAAAGAAGGAAGCUAUAAUUUAACAACAGAAAGAGGAAACUGUUUACUCAGUGGAAUUAUAAGAAUACAGCCUCUGAAAACAUGUUGCGGUCCUUUAAGAGUUGGAUUGUCAAGGAAAGCUAAACUCAAGCAGCUUCAUCCGUAUUUAAAAUAG